AUGGCUACCGACAUGCAAGAGAAUUUCUGUAAUCUAUGCAGGCAAACGUCUUGUAUUGAGGGCGAUGAUGUAAUACUCUUUGGGAAAUGGUUAACCAAGCACGACUUGACGGUACAUUAUUACUGCUUGCUCCUGUCCACGUACUUGCCUCAAAAAGGCACUAGUGACACUGCCGGCCUAUUGGGUUUCUUAUUGCGUGAUAUACGUCGAGAAAUAGUGGCUGCUGCCAAACGCAUCUGCAUAUAUUGUUCGAAAUCCAAUGCAUCUAUACAUUGUAGGAGUUGUAAAGUGUGUUUCCAUUUAAUAUGUGGAAACGCCAAUCGAUGUAUAUCUCAUUUUAUGGGAGACUUUCAUUCGUAUUGUGACUCUUGUUUUCCUUUAGACGAUGUCCAGAAAGCUUUAUCAAUUUCGAAGCCUUUAUCGAAGCAGACGCGUUGUUAUAUCUGCGCCCAAUAUAUGUUCGCAUAUCAUCCGAAAAAUUGGCUUUAUGCUCCCUGCUGUAAAAAUGGAUUCGUUCAUAACUUGUGCAUGCAGAAGUAUGCACUGAACGCAGGUUACUAUUUGAAAUGUUUGUGGUGUAAAAGUGUAGAAUUUCGGAAUGCUGUGAAAUUGCAAGGCAUAUUUGUGCCAGAUUGUGAGGCCAGUUGGGAAACUGAGCCCAACGCUUACCAAGAUCUUCGUAUGCGGCAUAAACGUUGUGAUAUGAAAAAUUGCAAUUGUCCAAGAGGACGUGAUUAUAUUCAAAAACCAAAAUGGUCAUUAAUUUUAUGCAAUCUCUGCGGCUCCUUUGGUGCACAUAAUCCAACAUGUAUACCCGGUUUCGAAGAUUCGAAGAAAAAGGUGAACAAAUUUACAUGUGACACAUGUUUUAAAGCUACAAAAGAAAUACAUAACGUUGGCAAGACCAAAUAUUGCCGUGGAUCACAAGAGAUGUUCGGGGAGCGAUUAGACUUCUCUGAGAGCAUAUCCUCUAUAGUUUGGGCAUCCGCAAGCUCCAAUCAACAGCCUAAUAGAGAUGGGGAUAACAAUGCAUACGUGGACAAAAGAGGAGAUUGCCAAGGAUUAGAAGAGACUUUGGACUUCCCUGAGAACACAUCCUCUGUAGUUUGGGCAUCCGCGAGCUUCAAUCAACCCCUUAAUAGAGAUAUGGAUUAUAACCUCCACGUAGACGAGGCGAGAGAUUGUCAUGGACCACAAGAGAUGUUAUGGGAAAGAUUAGACUUCCCUGAGAGCUUAUCCUCCUCUGCGGUUUUGGCAACCACAAGCCCCCAUCAAUUGCUCGAUUCGAUCAAUGAUGAGAUUAUCGAGCGAAACUUGAAUGAGUUUCCAACAGAUGAAAAUUUCGUGAAACUGGAAAUGUACGAAUUCACCAAAAGUCUGUGCUGUUUGGACAAAGUUACAGUUAAACUUAAACCUAGCGAUCCACGUUUUGCUGGUAAAACUGCGGAAGACAUAAAACGCAGUAGCGACUUAAUUACUGCAGACGAUAUAAGUGAACGCUUAGGUGAUCUGAGUAUCUUGGAGCAAUUUGAUGAAAUUAUUGAUCAAAAUUUAUAG
Messenger RNA from Glossina fuscipes, 1557 nucleotides. RefSeq names its product PHD finger protein 7-like. The transcript has a single exon. NCBI's taxonomy places the organism in Eukaryota, Metazoa, Arthropoda, Insecta, Diptera, Glossinidae. The record is from RefSeq and is a predicted model, not a curated record. Bases 1 to 1557 code for a protein of 518 amino acids. Gene Ontology annotation, cellular component: nucleus.